Messenger RNA from Prorocentrum cordatum, 331 nucleotides. NCBI's taxonomy places the organism in Eukaryota, Dinophyceae, Prorocentrales, Prorocentraceae. The record is from the annotation of a GenBank genome assembly.
UCCACGAGCACCCACAACACGAAGAUUUUCAACAACGGCAUUGAGACGAACAUACUCUGUAUCAAGAUUUUCAUCAACUACGUCACUGACGGCAUCGAGACGAACACUCUCCAUGUUCAGGGCACUCAUCGUAUUCCCCCGGCAUGGCAGCCGGGCGCGGACUAUACUUUCAGGGAUUGGGAGCGUGACGUUACGAACUGGAUCAGGCUCACAGACUUACAGGCCGACCAGAUCGGCGGAACCAUCUACCAGCGUGUUUCCGGCCUGGCCAAGACUUUGCUACGCGAUAUUCCAGACAACGUGAUCAGUUAUGGCGCCGACGGGCGCCCAG